AUGGACUCCACACAGCUUCUCCUUCUGGGCCUGUGUUUCUCCUCCGUCUACAGCCGGUACAUCUGCCACCCGACCAACAGCACAAUCUCCGCAGAGAAGGACAACUGCCCCUUCUGUGUGACCCUGACCACCACCGUGUGCAGUGGCUACUGCCUAACGAAGGAAUCAGUGUACAAGAGCCCACUCCUGUCGGUGUAUCAGCACGUGUGUACUUACAAGGAGCUGCGAUACGAGAGCAUCACGUUACCGGGCUGCCCUGCAGGUGUGGACUCCACCUACACCUACCCAGUGGCAGUCAGCUGUGAAUGCAGCCUUUGCAAAAUGGACUACACUGACUGUACCAGGCAGAGCAUCAUGCCCGACUUCUGUAGUGCCAGGAGGUUGCUGCUGUGA
Molecule: messenger RNA, 393 nt
Organism: Pristis pectinata (smalltooth sawfish)
Lineage: Eukaryota; Metazoa; Chordata; Chondrichthyes; Rhinopristiformes; Pristidae
Gene: lhb
Product: luteinizing hormone subunit beta
Exons: 2
Coding region: 1-393 (130 amino acids)
Biological process (GO): G protein-coupled receptor signaling pathway
Cellular component (GO): extracellular region; cytoplasm
Molecular function (GO): hormone activity
Source: RefSeq, a predicted model, not a curated record